CUCUCCUGCAGGGAAGGUCCACCAAUCACCGCCGUCCCCUCACCCCCGGAAGCGCUCCCCUAUUCUUAGUUAGGCCCAGCCAAUCCUGAGAGGCCUAACUUGGGGCAGUUCUUCCAAUAGCAGCCCGGGAAAUGGGCCGGACGGGCGAGGGCUGAAGCCCAGAAGAGGGACUGGCAGGAGUUAGCCCCGCCAUGAAGGUAAGCUCGCGCAUGUGCACUGGCCUUCGGCCCCUGCUGAGAGCUUGGCUUCUUCAGUUACGCUCAGUGCUUUUCCAGGUAGUGACGCGUCCUAUUCCCGGCUCGCGUACCGUCCGAUUCUGUAAACUGGGAAAACGAGGCCCACAGGUCGAAGCAAUUACUUUAGGAUAUCAAAAGGUUGAAGCAAGUAAUUAAUCAAAUCUCAGCUCAGAGAACCGAGCACAAAGCCGCUAGCAGCCACUACUUGUGUGCAGCUCCGCCCCUCUUUAGGCGAAGCAGCGAGGCCUGACCCUUCCCGCGACCCGUCGUGGGGCGGGGCAAGCGCGGAAGGCUUGGCGGGCAGUGCUGCGCUAUGGAACCAGACGGGACCUACGAGCCGGGCUUCGUGGGUAUUCGAUUCUGCCAGGAAUGUAACAACAUGCUUUAUCCCAAGGAGGACAAGGAGAACCGCAUUCUGCUCUACGCGUGCCGGAAUUGUGAUUACCAGCAGGAAGCCGACAACAGCUGCAUCUACGUCAACAAAAUCACGCACGAAGUGGACGAACUGACCCAGAUCAUCGCUGACGUGUCCCAGGACCCCACGCUGCCGCGGACCGAGGACCACCCGUGCCAAAAGUGUGGCCACAAGGAGGCGGUGUUUUUCCAGUCGCACAGCGCCCGAGCCGAGGACGCCAUGCGCUUGUACUACGUGUGUACGGCCCCUCACUGCGGCCACCGCUGGACCGAGUGAACCCCCCCUCUCCACGUGUAAUAAAUGCUCUGUUCUGUG
Messenger RNA from Miniopterus natalensis, 966 nucleotides. RefSeq names its product RNA polymerase II subunit I (gene POLR2I). Gene Ontology annotation, molecular function: zinc ion binding; nucleic acid binding; DNA-directed RNA polymerase activity. Gene Ontology annotation, biological process: transcription-coupled nucleotide-excision repair; DNA-templated transcription; maintenance of transcriptional fidelity during transcription elongation by RNA polymerase II. The record is from RefSeq and is a predicted model, not a curated record. Gene Ontology annotation, cellular component: RNA polymerase II, core complex. Lineage: Eukaryota; Metazoa; Chordata; Mammalia; Chiroptera; Miniopteridae.